AUGUGGUCACAUUAUAGAUUUGUAUUUUGGUUCACCGUGUUUUUCGCUAUAUUUGCAAAGAUUGAUUCUAAAUUUGAGUUUACAAACAUCAAAUGUGAAAGUCUUGACAAGGCGUUUUGUGGUUUUGAAUCAUGUUACAUAAAAUCUGUAAACAGAAGUUACAAAUACUUUACAGUUAAAGUGAAUUUGUAUCAGCUUCCAACCAAUUGGUCACUUUUUAAACGUUUUAAUGGCUACAAACCAUUUCUGUAUAAUCUUACUGUGGAUGGAUGUAAAUUUCUGAGGAAUGUCAACGCAGCAAACCCAGUAUCGAAAUAUUUCUUUGAAUUUAUUUCACCGUACGCCAAUGUGAAUCAUAAGUGCCCAUUUAAUCAUGACAUUAUAGUAGAGAAGGUACCUAUAAAUGCAAUGGAUUAUCGAUUAACCAAAGUGCUACCGUUUCCUGAGGGGGACUAUUUGUUUGAUACCUUAUGGAUAGCUUAUGGUGUUCCACGGGGCUAUGUUAAAUUAUAUGGUACUCUUUCAUAA
Molecule: messenger RNA, 528 nt
Organism: Drosophila willistoni
Lineage: Eukaryota; Metazoa; Arthropoda; Insecta; Diptera; Drosophilidae
Exons: 3
Coding region: 1-528 (175 amino acids)
Source: RefSeq, a predicted model, not a curated record